This is a messenger RNA of Ostreobium quekettii, 639 nucleotides long. The record is from the annotation of a GenBank genome assembly. Lineage: Eukaryota; Viridiplantae; Chlorophyta; Ulvophyceae; Bryopsidales; Ostreobiaceae.
AUGCCCCUCUGGCCGCCGGCGUGGUGGGAGCAGACGUGCUUCGAGCCCGUGGCUGACUUCCUUGAGAGCGACAAGUUCAGGUCGAUCCGGUCCGAGAUUCUCCGCGACCUGACGCCCACCGACAGGAUCCUAGAAGUGGGCAUGGGCUCGGGCCUGAACGUGCCGCACUACCCCGCGGGCGUGACGUCGAUCGCCACCGUGACGAUGGACGCCGCGCCCUCGCGCCACGCCGCGGCCAAGGCGGCCAGGCGCGGCAUGACCCUGGACCACACGCAAGGGGAUGGCCAAUCGCUGCCCUUCCCCGACGGGACUUUCGACGUGGUGGUGUCCACGCUGAUCCUCUGCACCGUGGCGGACCCGCCGGGCUUUCUGAAGGAGGUCGCGCGCGUGCUGCGGCCGGGCGGCACGUUUGCGAGCUUCGAGCACUGCUACGUGCCGGCGGCGGAGGGCGGGUCGUCCCUCGGUCGCGCGUUGGCGCACCUCACGAACCCCUUGAACGGGUUCCUCGCCUGCGGCUGCGACAAUACAAGGCCCUUCCCGGGGCAGGCCAUGCGCGAGGCAGGCCUGGAGGCGGUGUGGCGGAAGGAUGUGGCCUUCCCGAUGGGCAAGCUGGUGUACGGGGUCAUGAGGGCGGUGUAA